This is a messenger RNA of Falco peregrinus (peregrine falcon), 1184 nucleotides long. It is a transcript of the gene ROPN1L, whose product is annotated as rhophilin associated tail protein 1 like. Bases 118 to 1059 code for a protein of 313 amino acids. The record is from RefSeq and is a predicted model, not a curated record. NCBI's taxonomy places the organism in Eukaryota, Metazoa, Chordata, Aves, Falconiformes, Falconidae. The transcript is spliced from 6 exons.
GCGCGAGGUGGGAGCGGUGAGGCGGCCUCUGUGCACGGUGUUGCCGUGGGGUGGCGGCGAGGGGCGGCCAGGCCUGGCUGAGGUGGCCGCGGGUUGCCUUGCUCCUUAGGGGGGUGUAUGUACAGGAGGUUCCCUCUCAACGUCAGGGUGCCCUGUCUCGCUGUGAGGAUGACCGACCGCGGGCAUAGGCUGUCCUGGGGGAGUGGGGAGUCUCCAUCCUCGGAGAUACUCAGCCCGCCUGGACACGGCUCCCGGCACCCCGCUCUGGGGACCCCACUCGAGCCAGGCCUGGACUGGAUCAUCUCCAGAGGACCCUGCCACCCUCAGCCCUUCCAUGAGACUCUGCGAUUAAUGGCUUACUACAGAAAAGCAGUUGUCCUUGUAACUGAACAGGAACAGACCAUGCCUCUUCCAGAAACGAUGUUUUGUGCUCAGCAGAUCAAAAUCCCCCCUGAGCUACCUGACAUUCUGAAGCAAUUUACUAAAGCUGCUAUUAGGACUCAGCCUCAUGAUGUUUUGCAGUGGGCAGCUGCGUAUUUUUCAGCAUUAUCAAAAGGCGAGCCUCUUCCUGUGAAGGAAAGGAUUGAAAUGCCUUUAGCAACAGAGAAAACAGAUGCUGUGUUAACACCGGGACUCCUUAAAAUCUUGCACAAACAGCUUUCUCCCAAAGGCAUGGUGAAUGUUGCAGAACUGAAGGAAAAAUGGAAGCACCUGUGCUUGCCAGAGGAGCAGCUGAACGCUAUCCUGCAAUUGGACAAUUUUGGGAAGGAGGUGGAAUGGAUGAAGGUUCUGGCACUUGCGUGCAGUGCGCUUGGCGAGUCCUUACUAAGUUCAAUGAAACACGCCUGCGAAAUCUUAACAACGGACCCAGAAGGCGGAGCAGCUCGCAUUCCCUUUGAAACCUUUUCAUUCCUUUACUCAUAUUUGGCCAGUAUUGAUGGAGAGAUACCAGAGGAGAAAACUGAGGCAUUCCUCCACAGAAUUAAAGAACAAGCUGACCAACAAACUGGCAUGGUGCUGCUCAGAAACUUUCUGCCCCAGCCUUCAACGCCGUUUUGACCAAGCCUACUCUUCAGCACUAGGUUAGAGGAAAAGAGGAAUAAAUACGCACAUGACAAUAAUUCGUGUUCAAAGGACCGUUAUUUGCACACUGCAAUACACGGUGAGCUCUUCUCUGGCACUUC